AAGGCCACGCAGGAUGCACAAGAACCGCCUCGAUUGAGAUCCAACAUACCACUUAUUGGUCAUAUCCUGGGUAUAAUCCGAAAUGGACCAUCAUAUCAUAGUCAAUUGAGGGUUGCCGCCAACUCGGAGAUAUUCACUUUGGGUAUUCUCAAUUUCAAGCUCUACACGAGCGUUUCGACCAGACUCUUGCCCGCCAUACAGAGACAGUCCAAGACCCUAUCUUUUCGGCCCAUGAUCCAGCACGUCGCACGUCGUUGGGGCGAUGCGAGUGACGAGACCAACGAGGCCUUCGGGGGACACUUAGUAGAAGAUUUCAGCCAUGCCAUGAGGAUGAGUCUUGCUCCAGGACCACACCUUGAUGAACAAAAUAAGAGGAUGGCCGAAAGAGCCCUCUCUGAUAUUGAUGCUUUGAUCAGCUCAUCAGACAGCAAGACAGAUGGAAGCAAAAUCUUGCUGUUGGGCUGGGCCCGCCAUGUUGUCACUCAAGCUUCGAGCUGUGGUGUGUAUGGCACCGAGCAUCCAUUCCUAGAUCCAGAAGUCGAGCAAGCAUUUUGUCAUCUUUCUGCACAUAUCUCAGGCUUGAAUUUCGAUAUCUUCGGGAAGGGCUACACAGCAAGACAAAAAGUCUUUGAUGCACAUGCCAGAUACUGCGGUGACAUCCGUUCGGACGCAUCUCUACUCUUCACAGAACGCUGGCGCGUCUUAUUGGAAGCCGGCAUAUCCGAGUCGGACUGCAUCAAGCAGCAAGCAACACUGCCGAUAGGGAUGCUGAGCAACACGGUUCCAACUUUCUAUUGGACCAUAUGGGAACUGUACUCUAGAGACAGUCUUCUGGCUGAGGUCCGAGAAGAGUUAGAGACUCAUGCGAUCAUCGAGCAAGAAGACGGCCUCGCGCUCAACACUGCUGCUUUGAAGACAGAGUGUUCGCUUCUGCUUUCCGUGUUUCAAGAAACUCAAAGGACCCGGCACAUCCAUGCUGCUAUCCGCAAAGUCAUGAGCGACACAUUGCUGGAUGGCAAGUACCUACUCAAGGAAGGGAACUAUCUUCAGAUGCCUGGAGCUUCGAUCCAUUCGAAUACCGAGUUAUGGGGUCCUUCGGCAAAGGAGUUUGACCCCUACAGAUUUAUCAACCAGGGUGCGCACGCCAGCGGGCCAAAGCAAAGAGGUCGGGACUUCCUUGCAUGGGGUGCCCCACCGCACCUGUGUCCAGCACGACAAUUUGCAGCCACCGAGAUCAUGAUCUUAGUUGCGCUCCUGGUGAUGCGGGUGGAUCUUCGGCCUUUCAGAGGUACCUGGGAGAAGAGCCCAGCUCUCGAUUUCGAAGAUCCAGUCACGGUCCUUAACCCAAAGACGGACAUCCAGGUACACGUCAGCGUAAGGGAGAAAUGGGCUAGGAGAUGGAAACUGCAGAUGUCGCCCAGCACAUGCCGGGUUCCUCUUGCCUCAGGCUAG
This is a messenger RNA of Aureobasidium musti, 1452 nucleotides long. Lineage: Eukaryota; Fungi; Ascomycota; Dothideomycetes; Dothideales; Saccotheciaceae. The record is from the annotation of a GenBank genome assembly.